ACCAACGGCCGCCGGCGCGCGACAGCACCGGAAGUGCGGCGAUCUCCGGUCCCGGGGAGGAGGCGGUGGCGGGUGAGCGGUGUUCCAUUGUGGCCGUUAGUCCGGGCCCGCGUUGUUGGCGACCGGGCCCGUUUACUUUGUCGUUGGGGCGGUUGAGGAGAGACGGGUCUUCUCCUGACGUCUCGUCUGUGAAGGCGGCGGGAGCGGGAAGUCAGAAGAAGUGUUUGUUUCUCACAGGCCAAAAUGAAUACUUCCACACCAGUCACCCGCGUGAGCCCUGCAGGCCCCAUUUUUGUUUCUCCUUCUACAAAGCGGCAGGGUAUUCCAAGCUUGAAGACCACAGUAAAUAUGGAAGUCUCAGCGAAUGAUGACGAACGUGAAAGGAGGGAGAGAAGGCGCUCAAAGGUGACCGACUUGCAACUGAGUGGCAUAGACACUCCACUGGCAUCCCCAAUGCAAAGGGGGACUCCUCAAUCCUUUGAAGCCAGGUUAUCAAAUAAUCAAAUAUCUGAACAUUACUCUACCUGCAUCAAACUGUGUUCAGAAAAUAAAAUUACUACCAAGAACGCCUUUGGUCUACACCUGAUUGAUUACAUGGCUGACCUCCUCAAAGAAAAGGAAUCUGAACUUACUAGUUUCAAGAUGGCAGCUGGUACGUUGGAUGCUAGUACUAAGAUCUAUGCGGUGCGUGUGGAUGCUGUUCAUACAGAUGUAUUCAAGAUCCUGGGCGGUCUAGGGAAGAAUCCUGAAGAGCCAGGUGCAGAGAUAAAUCCUGGAUCUAAUGAAGCUGAUAAUGCAAAAGGCUCUCAGAAACAUAAAAAAAAGCAUUCGUACAAAACUAUUGAACAGAAUUUGAACAACAUCACAUACAGCAUGAGUGACAUGAAGUGUGAGACUGACUCAAUGUUCCAGAAAGUUGCCUCGUUUGAUGAAUGCAGCACAGUAGGGGUUUUCCUGGUCAAUCUCCAGACGUAUGGACACUCUGCUCAGUUGCUGUUUGAUUCAGAUGUCAAGCUCAUUGAAACUGGUUCUUCACCAGAAUUGCCACCCAUCAGUCAUGUGGAAAUAACUGACCUGCAAGCCCUUCACUCUCUUGAAAACAAGACAAUUUGUCCUUCAUUUGAAGAUUUUCAGUUCACAAAUUGGGACAGUGAAGCACACAAUCAGGCUGUUACUUCCAUAUUGGAGAAAUUCAAGAAGAGUGACCGCUUAUUUGACGUGAAUGCAGAGCCAGAAUUUGCAGAUGAUCAGCAAAAUGUCUGUGACACUCUGACGGAUGACUUUGAUGGGGAUGUUUGUGACGAUGGUGAAGAUUUUAUUGGGCAAGGUUUCCAUGAUCAGAAAGAAGCCUAUACGGUGAAUCGUGAUCCAGGGAGUAAAGAGGUUAUACCGCUGACAGAUGUGGAUUUCAGCAGCCUAUGUGUCCAGCUUUCAAACCAGCCUGGGGAAUAUUCCUAUUUUAGUCCAAGAAUAAUGAGAAUGUGGGCAGGGCCUAAUCACUGGCACUUUAAAGCCCGACACAAAUGUGACACAAUCCCAGAUAAAAACAGGAAAAAGGCACCAAAGAAAACAUUUGAACUUGACUUCGAAGACAACAUUAAUUUUGAGACUCAUUUCAGAGAGACCAGGGCUGCCACAACAAUCUCAAAAGCUACAUUAGACCGGCGUAACGGAAAGCUGACAACGCUGCCAACAGAUUUCCAUUAUGAUCCAGACAACCUAACCUGUUUGUUCCUUAAACCCUCUAUCAAGAUAAAGCGAAUUGUGAAAGAAAACAUCUCAAACCAAGAUGAAAAAAUUGAGGGAUAUGAUUAUAACAACCUCAAUGAUACUUCAAAUUUCUGCCCUAGAGCUCAGAUGGAUAGCGAUGAUGAGCAUGAAGGAUUUGUUGGCUCAAAUGAUUCCGCUGAGUUUACAGAUAAUGUUGUAAUGCAGCAGGAAGGGAAUAUGCUGGAGCAAGAUGGAAAAUGGUCAAAUAUCACAACAUAUGGAGGCGAAAACCUAGUAGCAGAACCACAGAGAGUCAACAAAAUUCUGUUGAAUUAUUCAAAAACAGCAAAAAGGAUGGAUGUGAAAAGAUUGAAGCAAAACAUGUGGGAACUCCUGACUGGAAAUUCGGCUGUCUCAGAUGGACAGGAUAAGGCAAUUGAAGAGCCAAACGACAAUGCAAUGACAGUGAAAGGACAGCAAAGCUUAGCAGCUAUUACCAAGGAUCUGUUUGAAAGGUUGCCAAGAACACUAGCAAAGAACUUGUCUAUUCCCAUGGUAUUUGCCUGUCUGUUGCACUUGGCCAAUGAAAAGAAUCUUGAAAUCGAAGGCAAAGAGGAUUUGUCAGAUGUUUUUAUCAAACAAGGAAACUGAAGUAAUAUUACUUGUACAUAUCUGAACUUUUGAGGAAAUUGUACAUAUUGUAAAUGUUUUCUCGUGAUACCGAGCCUUGUCAUGCUAUAACUUUACCUCAUUUUCAUACGGUAAAUCUUGUGUCGUGGAUCCUUUUUUAGAUAUUCGUUCACAUCUUUGACCACUUCUUCAGAAGUGAGGUGUUUAGAAAAGCAAUUGAGAAAUACCUUUCUAGAAAUGAUUUAUUUGUACUUGUUAGCUAUCUUUUGUCAUUUCAAGACAUUUUAAUCCUUGCUCAACAUCCAGUGUAGUAUAUCACAAAUCCACAAAAAUUAUGUUCCUUGCCUACCAAUAAUUUAAAAGGAUAAAAUGAGGUUGACAUUAGGACGACCAAGACCACCAAAACAUAACUUAAUCAUUUUGUACUGUUUAUGCAGCCAUAGUGUGUGCAGAUUAACUUCAUUUUAUAUAUAAUGGUGACCAUGCUACAAAUAAAAUAUUUUAUCAAUAGUAAA
Amblyraja radiata (thorny skate) is the source of this 2855-nucleotide messenger RNA. RefSeq names its product non-SMC condensin I complex, subunit H (gene ncaph). NCBI's taxonomy places the organism in Eukaryota, Metazoa, Chordata, Chondrichthyes, Rajiformes, Rajidae. Bases 244 to 2361 code for a protein of 705 amino acids. Gene Ontology annotation, molecular function: chromatin binding. Gene Ontology annotation, cellular component: condensin complex. The transcript is spliced from 18 exons. Gene Ontology annotation, biological process: mitotic chromosome condensation. The record is from RefSeq and is a predicted model, not a curated record.